Molecule: messenger RNA, 3056 nt
Organism: Tinamus guttatus (white-throated tinamou)
Lineage: Eukaryota; Metazoa; Chordata; Aves; Tinamiformes; Tinamidae
Gene: KLB
Product: klotho beta
Biological process (GO): carbohydrate metabolic process
Molecular function (GO): hydrolase activity, hydrolyzing O-glycosyl compounds
Source: RefSeq, a predicted model, not a curated record
AUCCGACGUUAACACCGGCGUUACAAAAGGGAAGGAUGUGUGGCCGACGGCUGAAGAGGUUUGCUGCUUUUUGGGCUCUGGUUUUCCUAAGGACAGUUACCGGGCUUGCCGGAGAGGGAAGAUCCGUGUGGAGAAAGGACCCCAACUUCAGCCCUGUGAGUGAAACGCAGAUGUUUCUGUAUGACACGUUCCCCAAAGGGUUUCUGUGGGGCGUGGGGACAGGAGCACUGCAGGUGGAAGGCAGCUGGAGGAAGGACGGGAAAGGAGCCUCCGUAUGGGACCAGUUCAUCCACACGGCGCUCCGAGGUGCCGAGAGCACAGACCUUUCCAGUGACAGCUAUACCUUGCUGGACAAAGAUUUGUCAGCCUUGGAUUUUUUGGGAGUUACUUUUUAUCAGUUUUCCAUAUCAUGGUCAAGACUUUUUCCCACCGGAGUGGUGGCAACUCCCAAUGAAAAAGGACUCCAGUACUAUAACAGUCUUAUUGACUCCCUGGUCUACAGAAAUAUUGACCCUGUGGUCACUCUGUAUCACUGGGACCUGCCCUGGACACUACAAGAAAAAUACGGGGGAUGGAAAAAUGAAUCCGUAAUCGAUAUCUUCAAUGACUAUGCCACCUUCUGCUUCCAGACCUUUGGGGAUCGUGUUAAGUAUUGGAUUACAAUCCACAAUCCAUAUUUAGUUGCAUGGCAUGGGUACGGCACAGGCAUUCAUGCUCCCGGAGAGAAAGGGAAAAUUACAACCGUCUACUCUGUAGGACACAAUUUGAUCAAGGCUCAUGCAAAAGUUUGGCAUAACUACAAAACACACUUUCAACCACAUCAGAAGGGGCUGAUGUCCAUAGUAUUGGGAUCCCACUGGAUCGAACCUAACAAAUCAGAAGAUGCUUUGGACAUUUCUAAAUGCCAGCGGUCUAUGGAGAGAGUGCUGGGGUGGUUUGCUAAACCCAUCUAUGGGGAUGGUGAUUAUCCAGAAGAACUGAAAAAUGAACUCUCUUUUCUGCCAACUUUUACUGAGGAUGAAAAGAACUAUAUAAAGGGAACAGCAGACUUCUUUGCAUUCUCCUUUGGUCCUAAUAACUUUAAACCUCCAAACACUCUGCCAAAAAUGGGACAGAAUUUGUCACUCAAUUUGAGGGAAGUAUUGAACUGGAUUAAGCUGGAAUACAACAGUCCUCGAAUCUUGAUCGCAGAGAAUGGCUGGUUCACCGACAGCCACGUGAAAACGGAUGACACCACCGCCGUCUACAUGAUGAAGAACUUCGUUAAUAAGGUUUUACAAGCUAUUAAAUACGACAAGAUAGAUGUGUUUGGUUACACAGCCUGGUCUCUCCUCGAUGGCUUUGAAUGGCAACACACCUACAACAUCAGGCGUGGGUUGUUUUAUGUGGAUUUCAAAAGUGAGAAAAAGGAAAGGAUCCCCAAGUCCUCUGCACUUUAUUACAAACAAAUCAUACGAGAAAACGGCUUCUUCCCCAAAGAGUCUACCCCGAGUCUGCAAGCUCAGUUUUCCUGUGACUUCUCCUGGGGCAUCACCGAGUCUGUUGUUAAGGCAGAAUCUGUGGCCUCCUCGCCCCAGUUCUGCGACUCCAACCUGUACCUCUGGAAUGUCACGGGAGACGGACUCUUGCACAAAGUGGAAGGAGUGAAGCUGAAAACCCGACCGGCACAGUGCACAGAUUUUGUCAGUAUUAAAAAGCAGCUUGAUCUGCUGGAAAAAAUGAGAGUCACCCAUUACAGAUUUGCACUUGACUGGUCGCUCAUCUUACCCAAUGGAGAUCUGUCGGUCAUCAACAGGCAGGUUCUUAGGUAUUACAGAUGCGUGGUUAGCGAAGUACUGAAACUCAAUAUUCAAUCUAUGGUCACCUUAUACUAUCCCACUCAUGCCUACCUGGGCCUGCCAGGUCCCCUGCUGCAGACAGGAGGGUGGUUAAAUCAAUCCACCGCCCAUGCUUUUCAGGACUAUGCGGCUUUAUGCUUCCAAGAACUCGGCGAUUUGGUUAAACUGUGGAUUACAAUAAAUGAGCCCAACCGCCUAAGUGAUGUCUACAACAGGAGCAGCAAUGAUACCUACCAGGCAGCACACAAUUUAUUAAUAGCACAUGCCAUGGCCUGGAAAAUAUAUGACGAGCGCUACAGACCCUUCCAGGCCGGGAAGGUGUCCCUGUCGCUGCAUUCGGACUGGGCUGAGCCGGCCAACCCCUACUUCGAGUCUCACGCGAAGGCCGCCAACAGAUUCCUGCAGUUUGAAAUAGGCUGGUUUGCUGACCCAAUAUUUAAGACUGGGGACUAUCCAACUACUAUGAGGGAAUACAUUCUCUUUAAAAAUAGAAAAGGCCUCUCAUUCUCCUCAUUGCCCUCAUUCACACAGGAGGAAAAGCAGCUCGUCAAGGGUGCAGCUGACUUCUAUGCACUGAAUCAUUUCACCACCAGAUUCGUGAUCCAUGAAGCUCAAAACGGGAGCCAGUACGAGUUUGAUCGUGAUGUUCAGUUUCUGCAGGAUAUCACCUGCCUGAGCUCCCCUUCCCGCUUAGCCGUGGUCCCCUGGGGAAUCCGCAAGGUCCUGAAGUGGAUUAAAAAAACCUACGGCGACAUCGAUGUUUACAUCACAGCAAAUGGAAUAGAUGACCAGUCCUUGGACAAUGAUGAGCUCCGAAAUUAUUACUUAGGAAAAUACAUACAAGAGGUUUUAAAGGCAUACUAUAUCGACAAGGUCAAGAUUAGAGGUUACUAUGCAUUUAAACUGACUGAAGAAAAGUCUAAGCCCAGAUUUGGAUUCUUCACUUCUGAUUCCAGAGGAAAGCCUUCGAUAAAGUUUUACAACAACCUGAUAAGCAAUAAUGGUUUUCCUGCCGAAUAUUCGAUCUGCAAUCCAUCGAGCAAGGAAGACGAGUGCGGCUUCUGCUUGUUCGUUUCACAGAAGAAGCCGCUGAUAUUCUUUGCCUGCUGCCUUUUCUCUACUCUCAUCUUGCUUUUAACAAUUAUUGUUUUUCACAAAAGAAAAAGAAGAAAACGUUAUAAGCCAAAAGGUAUCCAGCGCAUCUGUGUUUCACUUUAA